AAGUGUUGGCAAUGCUUUUUAUGUCUUGCAGUGUCAAAGUAGCGCAAUAAAAUCAAUCUUACACUUCCAUUACAUAUUACCUGUGGUUCUUGUUUGCAUUUUUAGCUUUUUUUAAUGUCUUAGUUUAUGCACCCUAAUUUAAUAUUGCAUGUAGGCCUACAGUUAUGUUAGUCCUCUAGACACAUGUGUCCCAGUAUGUGCCCCAGUGUUUGUGUGCGUGCGCGCGUACAUAUAUAAUAUUUGUUAUAAUAAUUGUUUACAAUUAAUUAUUCAAUUAAUGAAUUAUCAGUGAAGCUAUAAAUUGGGAACAUGGCCAUAACACAUUGUCACUUGAUAGUCACACCAAUUUGUAUUGCUGGUGGUUACUCUCUGACUCAAACAACAAUAAUGAAUCCAAAAAUGUAUGAACAAAUUAUGAACUAUAAACAGCAAGGCACAUACCCUGUUGGUAUAAAGAAGGAGCAAAAAUAUAUUAUACGCAGGCGUUCUUCCAACUUCCAAAUUGAUGGUAAGCAAAGUACUUUUGAGUUAAGAUUUAAAAAUAUUUAUUCAUAAAAGAAUUAAAUAACAAUAAUGCUGUUUGAAUAGAUGGAAAACUUUACCACCUUUCAAAAAAAAAAAUGACGUGGAGUUAAAAAAACAAGUGGUUGUUGGGGAAAAUGAAGCAAAUGAAAUUUUUCAAGAUUUUCAUGCAAGCUCCCAUGGAGCACACUGUGGAACGGAGAAAACAAAACUUGCCAUUUCAGCCAGAUUUUACUGGCCUGGAAUGGGGGUGGAUAUUGAUAAAUGGGUAAGAUUUAAAUAAUUUCUUUCAAACUUGUUAUGAGAUCUUAAUGGAUUGUUUCUCAUUUGCUUAUUUCUGAUUUUCAGGUAUAAUAUUUUAGUUUUUUUUCUUUCUGACCAUGUGUAAAAUUUAAUAACAAAAUGGGUCUUGCAUGCUUUUAGCAAGUUGUGUAAUUAUAUAUAGUUAUAUAGUUGUCUAAUAUUGUGUUCAUUUAUAUUUAGGUGGACCCAGCAAAAUAUGAUGUGUUGUUGGGUAUUGUCAAUGAAUGUCACCACUGGUUUUUCAUGGUAAAUGCUUCUGAUUUGAAAACGGACUCUUCUUGAAACUUUCCCUAUUCUCAAGUUUUUUAUUUUUUGUUAAAUCUAGGCUAUAUACCCAGCCCAAAGAAAAGCUCUUCUUCUUGAUUCUCUUGGAGAGACUGAGGUGAAGAAAAAGAAGUGUUUGGAAAUGGCAAGGUAUUAUAAUUCGGCAUAAUCUGAUAUUGGAAGUUAACUGACAGACAGACAGAAAAAAAAAAAAAAAAAAAAACCUUUUUGCAGCGCAAUUAUGAAGAAACUUCCAGUUUCACAUUGGGUGUGUGAAACACUGCCUCACCCACAUCAAAAAGAUGGAACAUCAUGUGGUGUGUUUGCGUUGAAGUUUGCAGAAUACAUCCUUAUAGAGAAUGAAAUUGACUUCUGCAGUGCACCACAAGAAGUGAAACGACUCCGAUUAGAGAUUGCAUCAACACUUCUUGACCAAUCUGAUGAUCUAAGUGACCUGUGUCACUUUUGUGGGGAGGCAGAGACAUUUGAUCAAUCUGAGAAUGUUCUCUGGAUUUCCUGUGACCAAUGUGGGCGAUGGUUCCACGUGGCCUGCGUUAAUAAUCCAGCAACAGAAGCAGACUACAAAUGCUUUUCCUGUAAAUAAAAAAAUGAAAAUGUAAAAACGUUUAUUUUCUUGUUUAUCUCUUUGGAAAUUGCUAUGGUAUACCUGCUGUAAAUUUGUCUCUAAAAUGUAAACCUGUGUAUGGCAAACAUGCUGUCUAAAAUAAAAUUCCGCUUAAGGAAUAAGGGAAAACCUUCUAGAUUACGUUGAGAAACUUAAUUUUCAGAUUCGCGAAAAAUACGAACUUUAAGAACCACUCUGCUUCCCGUACAUCCAGUUGUGCUUCCCGGGUACGUUGUUUGCGAUCAUACGUAUGGUGCCUCGGCAACAACGCAAACCAUGUAGUUUAAUUGCGUAAAGGGGAACAGACAUUCCGAGGGGAACAGAAUCGACU
Danio rerio (zebrafish) is the source of this 2045-nucleotide messenger RNA. NCBI's taxonomy places the organism in Eukaryota, Metazoa, Chordata, Actinopteri, Cypriniformes, Danionidae. The record is from RefSeq and is a predicted model, not a curated record.